Tigriopus californicus is the source of this 1833-nucleotide messenger RNA. RefSeq names its product paired box pox-neuro protein-like (gene Poxn). The record is from RefSeq and is a predicted model, not a curated record. The transcript has 3 exons. Gene Ontology annotation, molecular function: RNA polymerase II cis-regulatory region sequence-specific DNA binding; DNA-binding transcription factor activity, RNA polymerase II-specific. Lineage: Eukaryota; Metazoa; Arthropoda; Copepoda; Harpacticoida; Harpacticidae. Bases 15 to 1694 code for a protein of 559 amino acids. Gene Ontology annotation, biological process: anatomical structure development; regulation of transcription by RNA polymerase II.
UGCCUACGGCCACCAUGUACCCGAUUCCAAACGUUUCAGGCCAAGCCGGAGUGAACCAGUUGGGGGGAGUGUUUGUUAAUGGACGCCCAUUACCGGAUUACAUUCGACGAAGGAUCGUCGAAUUGGCAAUGAUGGGCGUGAGGCCUUGCGACAUCUCCCGACAAUUGCUCGUGUCCCAUGGAUGCGUGUCCAAGAUCUUGACUCGAUUCUAUGAGACUGGCUCGGUCAAACCCGGAUCCAUCGGAGGUACCAAACCCAAGCAAGUGGCGACCCCUUCGGUGGUGAAACGCAUCCUGAGGAUCAAAACCGAGAAUCCGGCUCUAUUCGCCUGGGAGAUCCGGGAACAACUCUUGGCCCAACGAGUUUGUGAUCCCAACAACAUUCCAUCUGUUUCGUCUAUCAAUCGGAUUCUCAGAAAUGCUGGUCACCCCCCAGAUCCACCCGAGGCCACGCCCAAUCCAGCCAGCCAAAGCGUACCAAAGACUGCAGCCACCUCGGAAACUACCACCAGUUCUUCGAACACGUCAUCCUUCUUGGCAGCAAGUUCCGGUAACAACCAGUCUCAAAUUCUUCAACUUCAUCAUCAUCAGCAACAACAACAACAACAGCAACAGCAACACCACCAUCAUGUUGCCCGCAACUCUCGUCUAGGAAAUGGCCAAAGUGUGCCAAUUUCGGCCACCAUUCCUCCUCAGGUUUCCAUCCCUUCCGAACCAAUGACCCCAUUCAGCCCCGCCCCUCUUUGGGCCUCCUCCGUGGGAAUGGGCAUUCCUCGAUUUCCCGUGAAUCCCACAACCUACGCAUCACUUUGGCCCCACUAUCGAAUCGCAGCGGCUGCAGCCGCAGCCAUGGACCAAAGUGGCCGACAGGCCCCCAAAUUCAACGCAAACCCGGUGCCAAGUACCUCGACGACGAGCACCCAUUUGUCUGCAUUCAUGCCAUUUGACGCCGGAGCUUCAAGUUCAGCCUCGAUAAGUGUCCCGGACAACAUCGGGCCAUCGAUGCCGUUUUUUCAAGCGGCAGCAGCGGCUGCCUACGCACCAUACCAAUUGGCCGCCGCGGCAGCCAUGGCCUCCUCUCAAAUGGCAGAAUUGCAAAGGAAUUUCCAACUCCAAAGACAGCAAUCGUCAGUCCAGGAUGAGGCAUCGGAUCAACCCUCGUCUACGACGCAAGAGCCUCAGAGCUCGCAAGCAGUACAAUCUCCCGAUAAGUCCAGCCCAAAUGUCAGAGGAAAGAAAACGUUCAGGAGGAACCCGUAUUCAAUAGAGGCUAUCCUCAAAGGCAAGGAUACAGAUGCUGAAGACGAAGAGGAGGAAGAGGAAGGCGACGGGGGAGAGGACGACGAUGACGAUGAUGAUGAUGGUGAUCAAAAUGAGGACGAUGGCAGAGAGAAUCGAAAGCGCGGCUUUGGGGUUAACCCACUCGCCAAGAAACGACUGCAAGUGAGCGACGAGUCCAAAGCAGAACGAGAAUUAGUAACCAAGCGAAAGUUAUCCCUUGAAGAAGGUCAACCCAACUACGCGGGAAGUGGAAGCGACGGGAGCCAAGAGGAUCUUGGUCGGAACGUGGAGACGGACGUGGCUUUUCCUAAAAGGGUCAAAAAGUCAAGAUUGGAUUGCACCUCAGAGACGAUUCGCGAGCUCACUCAUAUUCCCGAAUCGAGGGCCGAGGAUUAUCAUCCAGACAAUAACUGACAGAGGGGAACGACUGGAAAGAAAAUUCAUCUCCUCGAGAUUUUGGCCUUAGAAGCCCUCCUGUGCUAUGGUUUUGCUCUUUCAAUGUUACUUGUACUUCCUAGUCAAUGAAUAACCAUAUGUACAUUUCUAGUCAAGA